This is a messenger RNA of Peromyscus leucopus (white-footed mouse), 2531 nucleotides long. It is a transcript of the gene Ccdc160, whose product is annotated as coiled-coil domain containing 160. The transcript has 2 exons. The record is from RefSeq and is a predicted model, not a curated record. NCBI's taxonomy places the organism in Eukaryota, Metazoa, Chordata, Mammalia, Rodentia, Cricetidae. The coding region runs from base 1131 to 2102 and encodes 323 amino acids.
CGCGCCCCUCGUUACCCCCGACUCGCCCAGUAAGAAGGCGGAAAACCAAGGAACUCCCGGCAGCAGGUUUUUGUUUUUUGUUUUUGUUUUUUCUCUUGAGAGCCCAGGCUGGAGCUGGCCAGUGUUUGAAAAGAAACAGGGCGUGGGAAAGGGGUUGUGGAAGGAGAAGUGGGGUCAAGCUUGUCCAUUCACCCGCCCGAUCCAGGAUCGGGACUGGGGAGGUGAAAAGUAUCACCUGCAGUGGGGGCUCGAGCAACAUCUCGUUCCCAGCCACCUUCUUUUCCACAGAAGCAAGGCUGGCAGGAGUUUCAGUUAACCAUUCACAGAGAAAAAAAUCCCCAAACUAUGCAUACAAAGAUACAGCUUUAUAGUAAGAAUGUGACUCCCAUAGUAAUAAAGUCAGAGCCUUGGGAACUCAGGUGACUCCGUAUUUCUUCUUCAAGAAGGAAUAAUUUCACACUAAUAACAAAGAGUUGGGGUUGAUAACCAUACACGGUACCCAGUUGUCAAUGGAACAUUGUUUCUCUCACCAUUACUGACCAAACAAUAGAAAAGAAUCUAUCCGAGGAAGUGGACACUUGACCCAUAUGUUAGGGCCCUGAAAGAUGAAAGCAGAAAACGAGAGCUCUUCUCUUUGUCCUGUUUUUACAAUUUAACUGUACUCUAAGGGAGGGAAGCCAGGACUAGGCUCCAGCCCUUUGCUAAUGUGGCUCUUUAUGCUCAGCAAGCCUCUGUCUCCACCACUGGUGGUUCAUUUCUUAGAUACACACAAAGGGUAGAGAGACACUGUGUUGAAUACAGUUUCACCAUGAUUCUUGUCCCACUUGCCAUGUGUAUUGCCUGAGGAACAGUUGGGAAAAUGUACUGGAAACUUAAAAAGAGGAAUUGCUUCUGUCUGGUCUGCCACAGUGCAGGUAGACCCAUGGACAUUGUAGGUGUAGCAUGUGUGACAUUAGUACACACUUCAGAGAGGAACAUGAGUUUGAACAUUCUUUAAAUUAUAUUUCCUGAUUACACUUCAGGGGGAUGGGGGUGGACUGUUUUUUUUCCAGCUCAAGUUGGAGGAGACCAGUGACAUCCGGUCUAAAGACCUUGGACCUCAGGAAGGGAAAUCAGAGGUGCCCAACAAAAUGGAUGCUAGACGAAAGCACUGGAAAGACAAUACGUUCACUCCUUUUUUAAAUGAGCCUGAUGUUCUAGAAGAGGCUGCUCCUCUUCAGUCUUUCUCUGAAGAAACACCUGCAGAGAAAUCCAGAAGGAUGGGGAGAAUUUUUAACUUUGCCAGCAAAAAGGUUCAAGAAGGUAACACAUUUAAGAGCAAAGACUGUUAUUCCCCAAUAGUGGAAAGAGAACAAGACCCCAAUUUAGGAGAGAGAAGGAUGAACGCGUCAAAGAACGUAGCAAAGACAGAUUCUGCCUUCUUGGACUUGCUUAAUUUGGGUGGUGCAACCAAGGCAAGUUCUCACAGAAGGGAGAGCGCCUCCGCGUGGAGUAGAAAGGAAUUGCCGACUGCCGUACAUGGCGCCAGGAAGAAAUGGUCAGAAGAAAUGCCACCAAAACUCCGUUUGCACCUCCUGAACGAAGAGCUGGGAGAACUUAACCUAAAAUGCCGGGAGAUCGAAGAGGACUUUGAAAACGCCGAAAAAGAACUUUUGAACUCUCGAAAGGAAGCCUCAACGAAAUCUGUCAAUCUUCAAGAACCAGGGACAGCUGCUUCAAAGAAUGACUGGGAACUGCAAGCUUUAAAAAAUGACCUGUCUGAAAAAGUGACAAACGUAAAAAACUUAACCGAAGAGCUCCAGCAAGCCAAAGAAGUCAUGUACAGAUUGGAUCUAGAGAACAGAAACUUGAAAGACACUCUCUUGAAAUUGAAGCAUCAAACUGAACUCAGUACUGCACUCCUCAGAGAAGAGAUGAGAUUGUUUUACGAGCUGGAAAUGGAAAAGAUCCACUUAGAGCUGGGUGCCAUCAAGAAUGAGCUGAGAGCUGAGAAGACCCUGCGAGCAAAGAACAGCAGAACCCUGGAGUUGCUUGGAAGACAACUUGCUUCCGUGAUAAGGUCAUCGCAUACCGCUGACCACUUCACUGGAAAUGGUUUUUAAACUCAAGGUGGGGAAAGCCUUUCACUGGGCAAGUCAUUGAGCCAAGUCGAUGUUUAUUGUACUACCCAUUUGUGUAUGGCUAAAAUGUAUUUGAUAGCUUGCAAUCUUUACGGUGAAUCAGAAUACCUACAGGUGAAUCAAAAUACCUACAGAUCGUGCAGAUGUUAACUUUGAAGCAUCUGUUUUCUCUUUUUGAUGAAGUCAUUGUCAAGAAUCUGAACUGAUACUUCUAAAAUCUCUUUUAUAUGGGUGCAUAUAUAAUAUCACUAAGACAAAACAACAAUAAAAAACCCAAACUGAUUCACCAGAUCACGGAUGAAUCCGAAUCAGCAGCAUUGUGUGAUCUUGUUAGCCAUGUCCUUGGCAUAUCAAUGUUCUCCCAUCUGUGGUAAUCAAUGUGAACAAUAAAAAUCUUGUUUACAUGUAUAA